Xyrichtys novacula (pearly razorfish) is the source of this 38321-nucleotide messenger RNA. Lineage: Eukaryota; Metazoa; Chordata; Actinopteri; Labriformes; Labridae. The record is from the annotation of a GenBank genome assembly.
CUCCCCUCCCCUCUCUUCCCGUGGAUGGUGAAGCUCUCUCUCUCUCUCUUUCUCUCUCCCUGGCAGUCUGGUGGAGCCGCACACAAGGAUUAGAGGGUUUGCUGUGAGUGUCUGCUCAAAGAGAAGACAGAAAAGAAGAAGACUGAAAGAGAGAGAGAAAAAUACUCUCUAGAAAAGGACAGCCUCACUAUUGUGGACUAAGUGAUCUGAUUUACCUUUUUCACACAGGCUCUUAUCUCAGUCAAGCUGAAGCCCUGCUGAGCCUCCACCUGGGGGGAGAAGAGAUAAACCCAAAGGGACUAUAAAGCCUUGGACCUCCACUCGGGGAGCCAUGUGAGCGGCACCCACCUUGCACUACAGAGAAGCCCACCUCACAACCAGGAUUUUUUUUCCCUCCCCCUCUCCCCUGGAAACCUCCACUUUCAGGGGACGCUCCAGGCUUGGCGCACCCCAGCAGGAGACACUCAUCCCUGGGCACUGGUCGGGGUGCGAGUGCCCCCCUGGUCUGGAGGCCGGCCGGCAGCAGCGCUCCAGCACCAUGGAUUACCUGUUUGGGAUUGUAGUGCUGCUGUGCGGGGCGGUGCACGCAGGGAGAGGUGAUGAGCCCAAGCACAACGUACCCAGGCUAAAGCUGUCAUACAAGGGUAAGCGCACUCUCUGCUCUCCCCCCUGACUCCAGGUUAUACUCGAACCACUGUGGCUGCUUUUAAAAAGCUGGACUGGUGUCUUGCCUGUGGGUGCUCUUUUAUGCUUUUCUUUUCAUGCAUUUUCUCUUCUUUUUCUCUGAAUCUAUUUCUGCCUCUGUGUCUCUCUCAUUCACUCUUUCAGCCUUUUGGUCAGGGCGCACACACAGCAUCUAACUCCCUGCUGCUUAACCUCCUGUAUUUCUCUCUCUUUCAUUAACUCACUCCUUCCUUUGCACUCACUCUAAGAAUUCACUAUUCUUCUUACAAAAAGUCAUAUUGGUUCCAUAUGCUGACGAAAACCUUCUUGCCUGGAGUGAAAUGUAUAUUUUGGCCCCUGUACCAGUUUUUCCCUUCUUAUAGCACCGUACAGCCCUGUUAAGUGCCCUGAACCGGCAUUAGAGCCUCUGUUUUGAUGGCUUCUGUCCCAAAAAGUCUGUUUUGAUCAUGACACAGGGUCUUUCUUUAAGGGGCUUUUUUGCAAGUUUCACAACUUCCUAUUGCGUUAAACUAAAUUCAUCCAACAGUUGCAUUUUUUAUGGGUCCAGCUAUAUAUGCAUGCUGAUUUAAUAUGUGUGCAUUAAAUAUUCUCAGUGCGGCAGAAUGAAUUGGUCAAAAAUGAGAGGGAGUUUCUUGUGUCUUUUUAUAUCAUGCACGUGUAAGUUUUUGACGUAUACAAGCAAACAUGUUAUUCUCUCUCCUUCUGUGUUAUUUUGAGGGGAGACUGCGGAGCGCCGGUUCUCCCUCUCCUCCUCCCUCUCUCUAGCUCGCUCUCUCUCUCUCCCUCUCUCUCUCUAUGUCCUCUCUCACACCCUCUCUCACACCCUCCACUAAAUCAGGGGUCUUCGUAAUAGCAGACUUUUCAUCUCAGCCAGAAAUAACUGGCAACAUUUUUGGCAUAUUUUGGGAAGCCGUUUUUUUUUUCUCUUUAAUGUCAGUGAUGGUAGGCUAUUGUGGUUCUUUGUCCUAAAACAUGACCCAAAGUAUACGGCUGAGAGUGUGGUCCCUCGAUUCUUUAUUUUUGUCCUGCCUCUCUCGUAAAACAUGCCCUCUGAAAAUUUACGAACGGGCUGAUUUGCCGCCGCUUUGCAGCCAAAAACACGACCGUGUGGUUGAGUGUCACCCAGAGCUUUGGCUCCGGCGACAGUUUCAAUCUAUCUUGAGGGAAAAAUCUGAUUUCUCUGCUUUUUGACAGGAGCAAAUAUAAUAUUUGUCACUCGAAUUUAUUCUCUAUCUUUAGCUGAGACGUUUGGCGUAACUUAUGUUUAGAGGCCUGCUAUAUGACAUGCUUUAUAUUUUAGCUUGAGUGCAAGUUGUAAUUGUGGUGAAGUAUAUUUUCUUUUAUCACCCUUUCAAUUUUAAAGUGUUUAUGGUGAUUGUUUAUAUCCUCGAUUUAAAAUAAAAAUGCAUGGGCCUUGAGGCUCUAGGUUUUUAGCUCUGAAUUUGGCACCGUGUGUUUUUGCUCCAGUGAAACAUUUUAAAAAGUGAUGACAUACAUUUACCAUCCGAACAAGAUAUAUCUGGAGUGAAUCAUGGUUGAACUUACCUGCUAGAAGUCAUCCAUCCCAUGGGCUCCAUUAUAUCAGUUCACACGAAACAGGAGCCUCUAGGCAUGAUGGGAAAAUGUCAUCCUUCCUUUGCACAGCCAUCUGUUAAAAGAAUGUGAAUAUAGUUCCCUCCUGCCCUCUUUUGAGAUCCUCUUCUCUGUGUAGUCUGACAAGAGAACACGUUGCCGACAACAAUAUGAGACAAGAGAUAUGUCAUCGAGCAUCAAAGUCUGUAUUGAGUGACUGUAUGAGUGAUGGAUGUGGAUAGUCAAAAACCAGCAUGGCAGGUCUGCUGGGAGACGUGCUGUCAUGAUAGAUGUACUUUUGUGGAUGUACAGUUAUUUUUGCUAAAAGUACAUCAAAGCCUCAUUGUUUGUGUGUGUGUGUAUGUGUGUGCGCGUGUGCGAAUGUUCUUGCCACGUCUUGGUGUGAGGACUCAACACCCUCUCUUGAGAUUUCCUCCCUUUCGACUGUAAGUGGUGUCUCGGUGUGUUGGGUUUUGUGUGUUUUACUUAGGCAAGAAUGUGUCAGGUUUGGCUUGCACUCAUAUAAUUAGACACCUGGUUUAGUGCGUGGGGCUGUGUACAUAGGCAUGAACUCACAUAAUCUGCAUAUUUUAGUGCUUUUGAAUCUGUGUUUUUAUGUCUGUGCAUGGUUACCAACUGUUGUUUACUUCUGCUGUUGUUUGAACUUGUAUGCAUUAUUGUGUGAGUCACUAUCUAUAAAGUUAUCCGCCACAGGUGCGAGCUAAAUAUUCAACAAUUAAAACCACACUUUUUAAUUAUUGUUUCAAAGAUGUGAUCUGCAACUGCUGUUGGUUUGAAUGUGCAUAUAGAGUGUUUUCAUAACUGAUACUGAUACAAUUUCUUACAUCCAUAACAGUAUUGAUAAUCUGAAUAGUAUUGGUAGCAUUAUCAAUAUCAGUAUUAGUAUCUGCAUUUAGUGGCCAAUACUAAAAUUAGUUUAUCUGUAUACUAGCUAGCAUCACCAGUAUUACUUGAAUUGAUUUUACUCAGUGUGAAAAAGUAGUGUUACUGAUACCCUGUAACAAUACUAAUACCAAUAAUAGUGUUGGUACCAGUAAAGGUAUUUUGUGGAUAUUACCAGUAACAGUAUCUGUACCAGACAAAUUCAUGUUACAUAAAGUUUGAAGAGUUGUUUACAUACUGGUAUUUAUACUAACACUUAUUGGCACAGCUAUUGGUUUAAGUAUUGGUAUAAGUACAAAUAUUAGUAUUGGUAUAUGUAUUGUAUGUCUAAUACCAUUAUAAGGAUCAAUAUCAGUCUCAUUAUACUGAUGUAACAGUGGGUAAAAUGCAGCAUUUUGUAACUACAUAUUCCAAUAUCAAUACCAGCACUAGUACCGAUAUUUGUAUCAGUAUCAGUAUUGUGUUGGCAGUACCAGUUUUAUUUAUUUAUUUCAGUAAGUGUAAAAAGAAAGAUUGAUUCUACACAACAUUUGACACUAACACUUACAAUAUUUAUACCAGUUUUGUGAUUAUUGUUAGCAUCAGUAUUGGUAUUGUAAGGCUAAAACUAGCAUCAGUUUGAGAACAAAAAGAGUUAUUCUGGGGCAACAGUUUGGCGAAAUGGUUAUAUUGCCUGCGCCAUGCACAGAGAUCACAGUCCACAAGAGGGGGGCUGAGGUUGGAUUUCUGCCUGCAGCCCCUUUCCAGCCGCCCUUCUCGAUUCCCCGCUCUGACCUAUCCUCUCUGAAUAAAGGCAUAAAAAUGUCCAAAUUAAAACUUCAAAAAGCUAAUUUUUCCAUACUGAUACAUACAGAUGCUUUUACCAAUACUGAUGUCAGCACCAGCGGUGUCAUUAUAAAAUUACAGUGUGAAAGUCUGUUACAGAAAUAAGAGUGUGGUGCCAGCAGAGAGUGUAAGGUCAGUCUUAGAUUUCAUCAGUCAGCAGUCCUGUUUUUCCUCUUAUAUCAUAUAGUUUUUAUAGCUCAAGUAUUGGAGGAAGUCUUUGUCUUAGCAGAUGCUGGAGUGUAGGUAUUGGUGUCGGUAUCAGUAUCAGUAGGAAAAAUGAUAUUGGAGUAAAUCCUGUGUUCUUUGUGUUUCUCUGCUAGCUAGUGUCUGCACUUAUGUCUCAUGCCCACAGGUGUUUGAUGGCUCAGUUGAUGUCUGUCAGGGGGACAAUUCCCAGUCAACACCCACCCUGAGAGGGUUGGGGAUGAGGUGGGGGUUUCAGUGGUGGAGGGGGGGAUUUCCUUCUAAUGAAGGAAAAGCUGGCAGACGUACAGCAGACGACGCAGAGGGAAGGGAGGCUGGUUGUUAAGUGAAGUGUCGCUCAUCUCCUCUCCCUCUGAGGAGCCAGCACAGUAAUUAAGUCAAAUAAACGACAAGGAGGAAUCCUCCAGGGAAGGACAGUCAAACAAUCAACGAGCCCUUCAGAGGCCGAGCCCAGGUGUGGGACAGUUCCAAAAACAAGGAGGGCCUUCGGUUGGGGAAAGUCAAAUAAACGUCAAGCAUCUGAGCAGGAACCCAUAAAAUCAGCCUUAAAUGAGCACUGAUGACACGCCUCAGGGGGCCACAAGUCAGGGAAGAAAGUGAUUGUCUUCAGGCGGAAAGGACAGUCAAACGACUGCAGAGUGAGCACUUUGAAAGGUAGAACGAGUGAGAAAUGGCGGCAGGUAGGGAAAAUGACCCCUCAUGGGACAGCUGGCACAGCAAGUGAAGAGUAAAUGAUUUCCCACUGGGGUCAGUGAGACAUUCAGCUUAAAGGAUCCAGCUUCAUGGGGACAGAAGUAAGAUCACAGGAGUUAAUGAUUUUCUCUUCUCCUUGAGACCAGAAUAGCUCUUCUCUUCCUGUCCUCGCCUUGACUUGUUUCAGAGGCAUACAGGGAUAUUCAAGUCCAUGUUAAAAUAAUCCUGCUUGAUGAGGCAUAUUGAUCUUGUGAUCAAAGGCGGACAUGUUUAAACAACUUCUGUAAAUGAAAACAUGAAAACUUGAAUGCUCACUCAAACUUUAAGUGACUCAUCAUUUCCGAGAAUUACCGUCUAAAUCCAUGCACAGACUGAAACCUUAGCCAGAGGUGGUUCAUGUUGCAAAUGCUAACACAGUAAAGAAACUGUAUACAAAGAGGUGUCACUGAGACAAUUCAUGGAUCAAUGCAUACCUACACACAUUUACAUUCCUGAACACAAUCCAUGAGUGAAUUAGGAGAGACACUGACCCCCUAAGGUCAAUCAGUGCACUACAGCGCACACCGGCUACAGAGAGGGAGAUUAAUUAAACUCCUAAACUUAGUCCUAUUGUGAUGCCUUAAAAAAGUGCAAAGUUAGCAUCUCUUCAAAACUUAAAAAGCCUCGUUAAACAACCUGAUAAUUACCCUCGGCAUGGGUAAUUACGGAGGCUGCUUUAUGACCUCUUAAUGCCACAGCAGACGCCCCACGCUGGCUGGCUGGCUGGCUGGCUGGCUGGAUGGAUGGAUGGAUUGAUGGGUGGAACUAAGGAGGGAAGAUGUAGGGAGCGAGACUGAGAAAGAGACAGGGGAAUCUGGAAUUGGCUUACAACCCUUUAAAAUAGACACUCGGCGUGGAACCGCACUCAACGAAGUCUGGGCUUGGCCCCAUAAUGAGCCAGGCUGUGCGAGUGUGUCCAUGUGUGCUUGUGUGUGGGCGUAAACAUCCCCUUUGUGGCUGUUUGCGUGUGUGUAUCGCUUUAUCAGUGUGUCUUAUUCAUUCUUUUGUAUGUGAACGAGCUUGGAGUCUCCCCUCUCUUGGUCUGUUUCUCCCUCUGUCCGAUCUGCGGGCCCGGGCUGACAGAGCGGAUGUAGAUAAUUAUAAGGUGUUCUCCCAACUUGGGAGACGUCUGCCUCCAUCUCUUUCUCUGUUUCUCAUCGUUCUUUUUCUUCCUCCCCCCUCUCUUUCCUCCCUCUUCUGUGGCUCAGUCGCAUCUUAAGGAACCACUACACCGCAGACCCCUAAGUACAAUCUUCAAGUAGGCUGUCUCUGUGUGUGUCUUCGUACGCGCGCUCUUGCUGGUCUCCUCUUCCUGUGUCUUUGAUUGCAGCUCAGUCGAUACACAUCUUUUGGCUAUUUCAGCUCUAUUCGAACUCGCACACACCGACUCUGCUGCCCUCAUCAUCGCUUCCUCAAAGCCGCAAAGUUUUGCAGUGGUUCCUCUGCCCUCCAUAAGUUACAUUUCUCUACCCUUACUCACAAGCCUGACAGGCCACAGUGUUGAAUAAGCUUACAAGUCACCACACAAGUCCACAAGUUGAAUGAAAUGUGUGAGAGUGAGUUUUUUAUUGUCAACCUUUAAUGCCCUGUGGAUGAGUGUAUACUGACUCAAACACACUUAGAAAAAGAGAGGCCAUUCAUCGGGUCGAGGAGAAAUCUCUCGCUUGUUUUGACUCUACUUUUCGAUCUCAGAGAGCGUGGUGCUGAUCUUUCUUCUCUUAAUGCAUGCAGUUUAAUCCAAAUGCAGUACCAGUAUGGGCUGGUAUAGGCUGCAAGUUUUUAUGACCCCUCCAUUGCAUGCAUAUGUAAUUAGCUUUCUAAAUAUGUGCAUAUUCUUUGAACCUCCCUUGUGUUUGUGAAAUAUCGCUUCAUUAUUUGCUGUGGAAAAUUUAUUUGCAGGAAAACGACUCUCAAAAAUAAUUCAGCAUGCAGCUCUAAGCCAAAAUAAGAUGUAGUGUCAGCGCAGCGUGUUUGCUCAAAGAUUAAUGAGUCUGCACUCAGCAAUAGCAGUGUACAUUUUUCCCAGUGUGUACAUAAGCACUGUACGGACAUGCACGCAGGGGGAAAAAUAUCCCGUUUCUUUGCAUCUGUGUUUGGGAUGGAGGCUUGGGUUACAGCGUGGCGCAGAUUGCUGGAGCGCGGGUAUGAAUGGGUCCCGCCACCUGCUAAGUCUUGUCAGUCAGAUGGGAGAAAGGGUGCACCAUUCAGUCUUUGCCGAGUCGUGUUACAAAUGAGGGGGAACAUCCCUGCAGAAAUACGGACUGAAGGACUGAAAGACAAACAGACAAAGACAGGGGAGUGGCAGGCAAACAGAAACGUUGAUUUAGGGAUGUGUUUUUUCUUUGUUGCACGGGAUUGAAGUUAAGAGCAUGUGCUGAGAUUUAUUAUGAGUGAGGAUGCUGCUAGCGCUUUUAAUCCCCCACUCUCCGUGUUUUUAUGUCAAAAAUUAAUGUGGGCAUGAAAUACAAGACCCUCAAAAAUCUCAGCAAUUUAAAACUUAAUGCUCUCUCUUUCCCUUCGACUUGAUAUUCCUCUCUCUCUCAUAAAUGUCAGAAGCAGCAUGAGCUAUAAUGAGUCAGGUUUUGAAAACACUUAAGCUCCAAUGUUGUAAUUUACAUCGCUAGAUCAGGAAAUGGGUUGAAAAUAGCAUAAAUCUCUGUAAUUUUUUAUUACUUUUGGUUUUAAUGAUCAUAAUUUUCCUGCAUUUUUUAGCAUUGCUAUAAACUGCAGACGCUCUGUUUUUUUCUCAUUUAUUACACGCAGCCUCAUCCUGUUACACCAGCUCUGUAAAUAAUGGUGUGCAGAGCUGAAAUGUGCAACUGCUGCUGUGGAUGCGCGUUCUCUGUCUCUGUCGCAUCACUUUGCCCGAGACACAUUCAGAUCUGUCGACCCUGCCUCAUUAAUUUCUAAUACAAUGGCAGGGCUGACAUUCAGCUACACGGCACAAGCUGACAGGCUGCACUAACAGGCAGUGGCUCCAGACAUGACCACACUAACCACAGCCUGGUUCCUAUCAGAGUCCAUCCGUCAAAGCGCCUCACAUUAGAUAGCACCGUCUCUGUCUCUCUGCACAGCUUUGCAGAGGGAGUGAUGGUGUGAUUUGUGCCACAUUUUGCCUGCUUGUACAUAUUCAAACAAGUCUGUGUCUGACUCUAUUUGCAUACAAGAGUGAACGCUGGUAUUUGCAAGUGUGCCUUUAUGUGUGUGUGUGUGUGUGUGUGUGUGUGUGUUUUCUUUAAAGUAGUGGGAAGCAAAGGGAGGCAGAGCAGCCUGAUUGCGCGGUGGGUAUUUAGUGGUGUGUGAGUGGGACCUCUGGCAGGGUCUGUGGUCAAAAAUCACUCUUUGCGGUCCAGCCGCUCAGUGACAGUUGGAGACACACACUAAUGAAAUGUUUCCACUUUGAACCACUUUUGUUUCUGCAUUAUUUCUUUUCCCAUGGGCUCAUGUUUCUGAUUUAGUUUACCCCCAUUAUCCUUUUUUACUUGGGUCUACUUUUACUUUCAUUACGCUGCUUUCUCUGCUUUUUCUCUCCUGUUGUGCGUCCUUUCUCACUCUCUGGAUUUUGUCUUUCGAGGGAAAGCAGGAAUGUCAUGUGGUGAAGAGGAGGUCUAGCAUUUUGGUGGAGAGAAAUGAACGGUGCUGCAUGAAAUUCGACACAUACUUAAACUACACAUAUAGAUUCCAUGUGGUUUGGGAUGUGGUGACAUCUUUCUUGUUGCUCCCUCUGAUACAUACGCCAUGGUUAAACAAGCUCAUAUCCACAGGACAGACUAUGGUAUUUAAAGCCCCAUAAUACGCAGCACUUUGACUGUAUAUUAUAGUUAUGAGUCACUUUGGUUUAGAAAUAGAAAAUUAAGUUUCUAUUUCAACUGAAACGGUAUUUUAAAGAGCUUGAAUCGAAGAAAGUCCUUUUAUCUUUACAGCUUUAACAGCAAACUUCCCUCUUUUUUAGUGUCGUGUCAAAAGUCAAUCAACGCACACUUCGCUCAUGUGUAAUUUUUUUUGUUCAAAUGGGCGCCCCUCUUAAUUGUCGAGUUUAAAGCGGCGCAUUUCCUGCCGCAGCUGUCACUCAACUACACCUGAAUGAGAAACCCAACAGCCCAGGUUGUGUUAUACAGACGGUCACCAUGGAAACCAACCCACACCUGCUACUGUGCUUAGAAAGGAAGAGAAAAGGGAGGGAGAGGGAGGUGAACUUUGGAGGCAUGUGUGGAUAUCCUUGAGCUUAGGAUAAUAUUUGAACACUUUGUUAAGCAAAGCUCUCUGCAAAUUUCCACGAGGCGGCUCUGCAGUCUCUGCUUUUUAUUCUUUUUUUUUUUUUCUUCCCCUCUGACACCUGUGUUUUGUGGCCGAGGCCGUCAUGAGAGCUGCACAAAACGAACACUGCGCCACACACAGAGAAAAAAGAAAAGCAUUUGAAGGCAGACAGAAGGACUGACAUGCCAAAACCAAACCUCUGGAGAUUUUAUAGUACAGUGUGUCUUUGGUUUUCUAAAGCUAGCCUUGUGUUUAAAAGAUAAACAUGUGUAAUUCUCUUCGCCAGCUCUUUUUGAGCUGCCAUUUUCUUUUCUAACCAUCUUUUUUUUCUCUUUCUGCUUGUCAGUGUAGUAGCUCUUUAGUAAAACAGACUUACAGACUGACAAACCACAGGAACACACCUGUAGGGUUUAAGUCACGCACCUUUUUUCCAACAGCGGAAAUCAAAGAAAGCUGUGUCAACAGCAGGAAAUUAACAAGCAAAAUGUGUCAUUCAAAGACAUUUUUACAUAUUGAAAAGCCUUCCCUUCUUGUUAAGCCUGUACUGUAGACAUAAAACAAGAGAAACACUUGAAAACUGCUGCCUUAGUUUAAUGGAAUAUCACCCAUGUGUUGAAUCUCAGUCAAGUGUUUUCCUCUGUCAGGCUUUUGUGUUUCGUGUCACUCACACAGCAGCGCAGACACACAUUCAGAUAAACAUAAUUUAAUGCCCUGUCGCCUUUCUUUCACGCAGUUUCAUUAUUCCGCUAUUGCGUGGCAUGUAGGCGUCUGAAACGCCCGCCUGUUCGGAGAAUGGGGGAGUGAAGAGUACUCCACAGACAAUUGCACUUGAAUUUUGAAUGUGGCUCUGUGCUUUUUUUUUUUUUUUUUUUUUCCUGGGGCUUUUUAAGACAAGAGGCAGGUUAUUUUCCAUAAUGAAGAAUGAUAAUUUAUUUCAAUGAAUUGCUUGUUUUUGUCUGUUUGAAGGAGUGGCCUUGAUCAUACAGGCUGUGUGUUUGUAUGUGGAUUAAAAAUGGAAAUUUAAAAACAUCAACGCAAAUAAAAUAUGAUAAAAGUUACAAUUUCUACUUAAAUACAAACAUUUUAGUUUGAUAAAACAGCGAUUUCACAUCAUGUUUGGACACACAUGAGUGAGUCCUUUCGCGUGUGUGUGUGUGUGUGUGUGUGUGUGUGUGUGUGUGUGUGUGUGUGUGUGUGUGUGUGUGUGUGUGUGUGUGUGUGUGUGUGUGUGAUCAGAGUGUACAAAGACCACUCACUGUGCAUUAAGGGUGGAAAUUUCCAGAUAAAUCACAACAUAAUAUGAUCUGAUACGAGACAGAUUAUUCAGCGAACUGACAAUAAUAUCAUGAUACAGAGCUACUGCAAUCGCCAGUAUAUUGCAAGAUGAUCACAAAAUGUUACAUCAUGAUAUCUGAUGUACUGAAGAGUAUAAAAUGCUCCUAAAAAGUAAAAGUGCAAUGUUGUUGUAUUUACUGCGCUUGGGUUUGGUUUCACUGAGAUGAAAGAAUGCAAACAAGGGACAGCUGUCUUUCCUUUUGUUUGAUUUUUACACUGUCACAUCUACCGUCACUGUUGCUUACUCUCCUCUUUUCUCCGCGGGUCUUCGCUGCUGCUCUUCCAGUAUUGUCCUAUCAUGUAAACACAUGAAACUGAGGAGAGGUGUGCUCAUCCUGCCUCAGGCUUUUGUAUUCCAUGUAUACAUGUGGAAGAGCAGGUCACUCUCAGAACAGAUCCACACCAUUAGCUGUGACAAACACAGUUAGUUAAACCUAUUAGUCAAGUAAGCUGUGUUAAUACCUUCAAAACUGAUGAGUUAGGAAAAAUGAACUCCCUGAAAAUUGUGUGUGAAUAGAGAUAUGAGCUCCAGAUCAAAAUACAUUUUUCAACCAGGCUGCAACCAUGUUAUUUUGGAUAUGAAGGUUUUUCUGAAUGGAUGUUAACACGUCUUCAAUGGCUUUUGGCGCAGGCCUCUAGUGGACACUCAAGGAACUGCAGAUUGUAGCACUUCUGCAUUGGCUUUAUCGAUGUAAGCCUGUUGAUAAUUUAUUCUUAAACCUAAAAACAUAAACUUGUUUGAGCUUUGACAUUCAUGCAAGACUGUAGAGGAUAAAAUCGACCUACUGCAGGUGAGUGUUUCCGCAGACUUUAGUCACUUCUAUCUGACAUUUUGCUAUGUCUCUGUUAACUUCUUCUCUGUUCAACCAACUUCCAUUCAUAGUGAACUCUUUCAUGUAAGUAACACCACCCUGAAGUGUCAUGAAGUAGUGAUGCUGUGAGUCAAAUUGGCAGAGAAAUCCAUAUAGAGCUCCACAUCACCUCCACUGAAAAAUAUUUACGGUAUCCUGCCUAGAUGACAAUACACUGCUGUAUCAAUAUUUAAUGUGAAUGUAAUUAAUGUACCAAAAAAACAUUAUGUAUGAGUGAAAAAUAGCAGACGUAGGAUAAACUGUGUGUGUGUUUUUAAAAUGGAGAGAGCGUGUUGAAACUGCACAGCAAAGACAGAGAGUGUGUGUAACCAUAAGUGAAUUACACAUGUACACACAACUUUACGUGUUUAAAUGUAUCAAGUGGCUAAAGUGCAGCAAGGAGAGCGCUUGCCUUGUCUUCACACACACACACACAUACACACACAUAUGCUGGAGAAGGUGUGUUGUUGCGAGUCCUGGUGUGAGUGUGUGUGUCGAAGGGGUCCGGAGCAAAGGAGUGUGUUAGAGGUGGAAGCUGCUGAGUUUGCUCACUCUUCCACUCGUUCAUGCUGCAUAAGCAGAAAUACUGAUUGGAUUACAACUAAGUCUGGGAGGAAGUAUGGGUAUGUGUGCGUGUGUGUGUGUUUGUGUGUGUUCAGGGAGAGUCGAUGCCGUGUUACAUUUAGGUCAAUAUGAAUAUAAUAUGCAUGUCAGUUUAAGGGUGUGUACUUGUUUGCAUUUUAAAAGCAGAGCACGCUGUGUUGAUGUUGAACUUGCUUCGCUUGUGUUUGCGUGUCUUAUUGCGCUCACAUGUUCUUCGAUUGUAUGUCCUGUAUUUUGUAUGAGCUCUGCUCUGCUCUGCUCUGCGCUCCAUAUCUGCCCAUGCUCUCCUUUCCAAAUGGCCGUGUCUGUGUUUAGGUUGGAGGUCCUCCGGGGUGCUCACGCCCAGUUCCUUCAAUUCUCCAAACCGCAGUAGAUCUCAGCUCAGAUAAAAACCCCUCUGUGUGUGUAUUCAGUGUGUUCAUGGGCCACCUUGUCUUUGUCAGCGGCCGCCACGUGUUGAAAUAUGCGCGUGUGUUUUUCUUCUCUGGCCCAUCUGGGGUAAACCUUUCGUGACGGAUUCAGGAGGCUGCCAUGUCGGACCACAUUCCUCGUUCCAGGGUAUAGUUCAGGUCUCUCUUUAUCAGAUGACACAGAUUUCUCAAAUAUGAAUCCAAAAUGGCGAUGAAGAGAGGUCAGGAGAAACCCCCUUCUUUCCUUAUUUUUUCUCAGUUUUGGUUGUUUGUUUUUUCCUCUCCAGUUUUUCCAUUUGAUUUAUUUUAAAAUCUUUUUAUAGCCCAAAACUGCUUUUUUUUUUCAUUUCCCAUCUUCUUAGUUUUCAUUUCAUUUUUCCAUUACUUCAUAGUUGAAACAUUUGAAGACCUCCUCUGGCAUGCUGUUGCCUGGAAAUCACAUUUCCUUACUUUUCCUUGUUAUACUUACUGAACCUACAGUGCAACGCCUGAUUGGUUCAAUAAAAGAGGCUUUCUGAUUGGCUUUCAUUUCUUCUCUUUGACGUUAAAAUCCUUGGCGUCACAGUUGGAGUAUCGUGGCACCAUUUUUCCAUAGUAACAGACUCGUAAGUGUGUACUCAUGUGAAUGCAAGGAUAUUGGCGUGCAUGGAAUGGCCCAGUGUAGAGAAAAAGAUACCUACACACACACAGAAACCCACACACAUACGCUCAACCCAUCUGUGGCACGCUACAAAUUUCUCACACAAACACACAUCCACAGACCUCCAUUCAUGCCCACACCCACCCACCAACCCACCCACCCUACCGCUCCAUUUCCUCAGCCUCAAAAAGACGAAAUCCAACUGACGCAGAUGAGCUGCAACCGUCUUUAUUAGGUGCCGACCGCUCCCUCUCACGGUCCUCAUCCACCCCACUGGUACUCGAUACACAGACGUGGUUGACACACCACUUCCUCCAUCAAUCCUCUCUUUUAUGUAGACACAGAUGUCCAAGAUCUUACACAGUGUGAGUGGGCGCAGAUGGCUCCUAUAGCAGCCCGUCAAUCAGAGCUUUGUGGGGAAAGCAGGGAGAUCACAAUGAUCUGUGUGCACGUUCGUGUGUAUAAAUAUAUAUAAAAUGUACAUUAUCAAGUAUAAAGCAUAUGUGUAGCCUUGUGCCGGUUACUACAUUGUGUGCCUGUGUUUGUCAGUGGAAUACAGUGACACUGAUGAUGAUGAAUGAAGCAGAGCAAUAGUAAGGCUGAUGGAGCAGAGUGGUGAAAAUUAAGAACACGCGUUUUGUAUCAAGUUGACCAACCGCGUGCCAGAUGGUUAAGGGGAACACUCAUUUCUGUUUAUUUUGACUGCUGGACAAAUGUGACUUUUAUUAUCAUAAAAUUCUGACACAAAACAUGCACAGAGAAAACGGCUCAUGUUUGAUUCACUAGAGUCGAAUUCACUGUCGAAGGUUUCAGAUGACUCCACAGUUAUUCAGGAAAGCAUAUGAGGAAGAGGGGCCCUUCUUCAUCGAAACACAUUAUUGUAUGAUUAAAAAGAGUUUCGUACACAGUACUAAUAACAGUGGCUGUAAAGUCAGUGUUUGAAAAAGGUCUGGUCACUUUACUUAUAACCCAUCUACCACCUGUAACGCUACCAUGUCAAUGAGUUCUCGUCAGCCCACUUGUGAGAUAAAGUAACAUUAAAUUAAACAUCCUUCUUUGCUUUCAACACCACAGUCAUGUCAAUCUUUGACUGGCCAUGGAUGGACUAAACAAUUUUGCACAUUUUUUAAGUGUGGAAGGGGCCACUUGAAAAGUUAAGGUACAGUGUGUGAUACUGACUUAAAAGAAAUGGAAAGUAAUAUUCAGAAAUUUGUUCGGAUCAGACUAUAAUUACCUGGAUUGGAUUUAAUAAUCAUUUUGUUCUGGUCAACUCUGGAAGAACCUUUCACAUUUACAUAGAAAUGGGUCCUCUUCCACAGGGGCAGAUCUGAUUGCAUUAGACAUAAACUGGACUGAAAUCACACCAAGUUGAAUUACUCAAGGUCAGACCAACAUACCUGGAUCAGUCUUCUCUUGCGUGUAUGUACCUGGAUCCAGCUGGCCCAAGUGUUCAUGGUUUGCAUACUAGGUGGUAAUCAAACCCUCGACAGAAGAAGAGAACAAAAAACAGAACAUCAUAGAGCUGUGAAGAUGUGCGUUUUCAAUAUUCAGCAUACAGCCAGUUAGACCUUUACUAACUUGUUUGUUGAUUGUUUUAGUGAUGUAAUACCUCAACUGUGAGAAGGUCCAAUAGUAACUAGCUGAACAGGGAAGAUUGCCACCUGAUACAGUAGUGCUGCUUGUUAACUGGGACAAAUAAAUGUUACUAUCAGUAAAUACUACUGCAGUGUAGGUAUCAGACUGAGAGGUUAUGUGACAGCCACGGGAAAUGUUUAAAAAAAAGGGCUAAGACGCCUACAUACUCAGAAAGGGGUGCCAAAGCUGAAACAAAGUUCCUCACAGGACCUUUAAGUUAUCCUGUAAGAAAAAAUCAGAAAAUACUUACUUUUGCAAAGUUGGAACUAUAGAAGUAUUUUGUCUUAAUUUCUACAAAAGUGAUUAACCAACAAUAAAAAUAGGGGUCUGAUGCAGUUUGUAAGGGUUGUCUGUUCACCACUAUCAUCUUUUUGAGUCCUAUUUUUAAUAGCCUUAAUAAAGAUAGAUCUUUCUUCUCUUUCAUUGCUUUACUUGACGGUUAAAUCUUUAGUGGUCUCACUGUAAACGGUGUAACUGACCCAGUUUGUCCUCAGAUCCCUGAAACAAACAUCAAUCAAAGAUUAACUUGGUCAUGCAUCUUUGUUAAUGCUGCACUAUUGUUGUAACACUAACUGAUGUCAGAGUUGAAGGAAAUCAUCCUCAUGAAUUAAAAGUUAACUUCCUGAGCAGCAGACUUCAGCUCUGAGCUAAAGCUAAAGCUAAUACUGGUUCUCAUUAAGCUUGGCUGCUUAUUGUCAGUCUAACCAUUAGAACUUUGUACACCUGAAUAAAACACGGCGCAAAAAUCCAUGUGCAGUCACACACUCUCCAAAGAUGAUUUACAUAAUAACCCAUUUACAGCUACAUGCGCCACACACACCCACUCUUACUUAUUUACUUACACAGUGUCUCCCCCAGCCCUGACUCCAUAUGAAUUAUUCAACCAAUCACACGGCUGAACAGUCUGAACCAUGUCCCUGAUUGGGACAUGCUGUGUUCAUUUCAAGAGCCUCACGCUAUACCUGAGUGACGCAGAUGUAAGCGUGUGCAAACUGUGUGUGGAAAAGCAAUUAAGGAAACAUGGAAAAGUCACUAGUUUCCUACAACAGGGUAUUGACAUGGUGGAGGCAUAAAAGUUUGAUUUGCUUUGGGGUAAACACAAACGUUUGCAAUUUUGAUGUUAUUUUUCAAGGAGACCUAUUCCACUGAUUUUCACCUUUAGUAUGUUAGUCUGGGACACUUUUAGAGUAGCUUUACAUGAUCUGCAGCUCAAAGAUUUAUUAUAGGUGUUACUUUUUACACAGCUUUGUAGUCAUUUAAUCUACGUAAAAGUUCAUAGAAAGCACCCAAGGCUACCAGUUAGUGCCCAAUAAGCUUUACACUUAGCCUUGUUAGCAUAAGUAAUAUUUCAGCGAUCCUUUUGGUUUUUAUUCUGAAAACGUGAACUCGUCACUUCCACCUUCCAUCUUACCUCCUUUCGGUUAACAGCCUAACCGGAAGGAGAGAUUAUUAAAUGAAUACAUGGAGAAAACUAAACUCAAGGCUUGCUUUUCACACUCUGAGUAAAGAAUCAGACAGACAAGUUGGCCGUGUGACUUUGUUUUUUGAUUUUCUGCUAAACAGUAAAAGGCGGAAACCAUGUGCCUUCGACAACAUCAAGACCUUUUCAAAUUUGUUGUAUCAGUCUUUAAGAAAUUGCAAGCCACUCCUAAAUAGUCACCAUCAUGUCUCUCUUUUUCUCUUCUUCCAGAGAUGUUAGAGUCCAGUAAUCUCGUCACGUUCAACGGCUUGGCCAACAGCUCGAGUUACGACACUUUCCUGUUGGACGAGGAGCGAGGGAGACUACUGGUCGGAGCCGAAGACCACAUCUUUUCAUUCGACCUCGUCAACAUUAACAGAGACCACAAACAGGUAUAACUGGAGUGUAUAUUUGGUUUAAGAGUUGAGCGCAGGACUGUUUUUUCAGUUUGUUAUAUGAGCUUUUCUGUUCUUUCCCCCACCGCUGCUCCCUCUGGAGUCCAUUACACCAUCCCCUCUUUUCCUCCCUUCAUCCCUCCCACUGUCUGUCUCAGUCCAGACAGGCCUGUCCAUAAUUUCAUUAUCCCACCUGGACUAGGUUAACAGUCUUUUUAUCUGAUUCGAGCUGCUAUCAUAGACACACAAGACUGACACAGACUUGCCUGCAGGCUGCAGAAUGCUGAGCAGGGGAAUGAAAGUGCUAAAAAAUACAUAGUCAAUGCAGAGAGAGGGGAAGCAGGAGAGAGGAUGUCUAUGAAUUCUUUUGCCCUUGGCUCGGAUGUACAUUUUUACCCUCUCUUUUAACUCUUUUGUUCUGAUCUUUGCAUCAUUAGGAGAUAAGGGCCAAAAAGCAGUGAUUAAGCAAAUCUAAUGUAAUUACCCUGAAACGUGCAAUGCAGAUUUCCAAGGAGAGGAAAACUCAGCUGAUCUCCAGCCGAGAUAAACUCUAGGAAUAGAAGCAGAAACGCGUGUGUAUUUGAUCAAACUUAGCAAAGCAUGUGCGUGCCUAUGCAUACAUUCCCUUCGUCUUUUCACAUCUGUGUGGCCACCAAGCAGAAAAAGUUGUCUGAUUUGCACCCAAAUUUUGCGAAAAAGAUCAUUCCCUCUUUUGUUACGGGUCAAACAUGCACACAUGUCCACAGCAUGUGUGUUCCUAAUUCAUGUGACACCAGGGGCUGCAGAUGGAUUAGUCAAAAAGACGAUACAAAGCCAUCAUUUACUUCAUGGUGAGUCAUAUUACCCCUGAUACAAAGGAGUAAAGGCUUGAUUUUGGCACUUUUUUCAAGUGCAAAGCCAAACCGUAUGCUUAAGAUCCAAACCAUGGAAGGAAUUUUUGGUAACACUUUACUUGACUCAUAUCUCUAUAACGCAUUAUAAAUAUAUUUAUAAUGCAUUAUAAUCAUGUUAUAGCACUGUAUAACUAUAGUCAUAAACACUCAUAAAUGAUCAUAAUGCUUUAUAGCAAUAAUCAUUGCUAAUGAUUAACAGUUGCAAUGCAUUAUCUAUGUGGUCAUUGUCAGUGAGUUGUUAACAGUUAUAACACAUUAUAAUACCUGACCUUGUAAGUCAUGAAAAAAUGCUUGAUAAUGUGUUGUUGCUAUAAAGCAUUAGAAUCAUUUAUGAGUGUUUAUAACUAUAGUUAUACAGUGCUAUAACGUGAAUGUAACGCAUUAUAGAUAUAUUUAUAAUGCGUUAUAGAGACAGGCGUCAAAUAAAAGUGUUACCAAUUUUUUUUUUUUAUGCCAUUUGUUUGAACCAGAAGCCAAAAUUUAAACAAUAUAAACUGUAUUAAUCAACCAAAAAAAGUGCAGUAAAAAGAGCAAUACAUAAAUAUAUUCUAACAUGGAACCUUUCAACCACUGGUUUCAGUUUCUUGUCAUUAAACCCCCAUUACUUCACCACUUUUAUGUCUUUUUAGGCCAUUUUUUGCAUCAUCAUUGUGUAUACACAAUAAAGAUUUAUGAAUAGUUACACGUGGUAUGGCCAGUGAAGGUGAAGUACAUGAUUGACCCCAAAAAGACAGAUACAAGACAAAGAGCUAUAAGAAGAUGUUGUACCAACAAUAAUGGCACCAAAAAUCAAAUGGUACAAUUGGGCAACUUUGUGUAAAAUCCACUCACAUUGUGAGACUGUCGGCUUUUAUAGGAUAAAUGUUUAGUGUUUCUGAGGCAUCUAGGGGCUUUUCUAUUCCACAUCAAAGAUCAAUUAACCAAUCUUUAUCUAUAUACCAGUUCACAACAAGUGUUAUCCCAUGUCACUGGUCUGGUCUAGACCAUCCUCUCUUUACAAAGGUCUGAUGUAAAGAUGGGAUAAAACCAAGCCCCAUCUUGUAAGAUCAGACCCACUCCCAUCCCAUCUUCAGCCACGAGUAAAACACUUUUACAAAACAGUAAAACAGCAUUUAUCAAGUUACAAUGGAGAAGAAAAACUUCCUUUAACAGAAACCUCGAGCAGAACCAGACACAUAUAAGACAGCUGUCUGCUGAGACUGCAUUGGGUUUAGAGAGGGGAUAGAAGUACAUGCAUAAGUGAAGGCUGAUGUCUUGUUUUGGUGGGCAGUUCAGAGGCUGUAUCUGCAAUCAGUGUCUGCUUUCCAUAUAGAAACAAGAAUUGGUUUGUUUUCCUGAAAAUCAGUCUUGGAAAGGGGGUUGUCCGAUAAUUAGAGCCAUCGUAUAUUUGGGUCAGUAGGUACACCAGGACGUCUCUUUCUAACACAUGACCAAUCUACCAACAUUCCCCCGGAAUUCCAAGAAUCUUAGUUUUCUUCUGAUUCACUGCGUUUGACUCACUUCCUUCCCUAUUUCAUGCAACGUAAAUCUCAUCCUCUCCACUUCCUGCACAAUGUGACUGUCUUUUCUUCCUACAGAUUGCGUGGCCCGCCACCCCCUCCAAGAGGGAUGAAUGCAAGUGGGCAGGGAAAGACUUUGGGGUAAGUCCACAUUCAUGAUGGCAUCAUUACUCGAACUCUCCCCUACAAUUUCUGCCUCUAUUGUUACACAAAUUAUACAGCUGUCUCGUGCAGUUCCUUGUAAUUCUUCAAUUUCUCUGGAAUGUUGUUUUGAUGGUCAUAAUGCCGCAUGGGGGAGUUUCUUUAAUCCAGCAUGCGCACAAGAGGAAAAUUGAGCUGAAAACAGAUGAAAUAAUUAAGAGUUCUGGUGCGCUGAAUGUUUUUUUUUCCCCAACAUCAAUGACGCUCAUGUCUGAACAUGCUAUACGGCAGAGCUUUUAUCACAGUAAGGUGUGCCCAGUGUCUCAAAUGCCACAAGGACAUUGGGAGUGUGUUUAUUUGUGUGCCCCAUGUGCAUAUUUAUGUGGGAGUGCAUUGUUUGAGUUCCUGCUAUCUGACACUGUAUGUUAGUUCACAUGUGCUGCUCUGCAAAAGUUUGCUGAACGCACCACAUGCCAGCAGCUUUGUUUGUGUGUAGUGUAGCGUUAGUGUGUGUUAUCUUUGCGUUGCUGUUUGGAUAGGCCCUCUCCGUGUUGUAUCUGAUCUUAAUUUCAUGGCUGGGUGAGUCUGGAGUGCAGCGGCUGCAGGGUUUUAGGAUUAUCCAGAAUUACCUUGUCCUUCCGACUCACCACCAGCUUUUUAGGGAUUCUCGCACAAAAACAAAGCCACAACCACACAAGCAACGCAACACCUUCACUCCCUUCCUCUCUCAGUGGAAAGAGAAAUGUGUUCUGGCAGUGCAAAGUCACAGAAAACACAAUGAUGAGGUAUUUGCGUGCUGCAAAAGUGUUUACUCUCGAAAAUGAGGCAGAGAUGGAGUGCAGCAUGGCGUGGCCUUGAUUAGGACAUCACUAAAAUAUCCGGAGCUUCCAAAGUGAUGCAUUUCUCCAAAACCACAAUCUGCAGCCGCUGAGGAAAUGUAACAGCUGCCCCCCUUAAAAAUGCCUGAUGGCUGUAUCAUUCUUGUUGGCAGGAUGAGUGUAACAUUGUCCAAAAUGUUGCAUUUGAUUCAUACAACAAAGGAUUCAGAAACUGGCAUGUGGAUUAACAACCUUCCUAGAAAAGUCUGAUAUUAUCUCAGUUUAUUUCCAGCUAUUACAGAUAUUCAAAGCGUAUAAUAGCCCAGUGUUAUACUGGAUUUAGGGUAUUCUUUGUGUUCAAUUAUCUCAGUAUAAUCUCAAAAUCGCCAUUUAUUCUAACACAUACAAAACCACACAUAAAUCUGUCAACUCAUUUUCCAAAUGGAAAGCCAUCAGCAAUAGCCAGCCCAAAGAGAGUCUCUAUUUGAUCCAAUAAUGACUCAUUUGUCCUCAGCGGGUGUUGGGGUUUUCACAUAAUGACAUGGUUUGUGAUCAGGGAGACCAUUAUUCACCUGGAGGCAAGGCAAAGCCACAUGUUUGAGGGACGUGCAUAACUAACGUCCGUCAGUGUUUAGGUGCAGCCUACCUACCACAUAGCUAAUGACUCCAACUCGAAGACAGCCAUGUAAAAUUGUAAACAGAGCUGACAUCAGGGUAAGAGGGGAUUAAAGGAGUUGGUGAAAUGCGUAUAAUAAGAGCGUGAGAGUGAUGUGGGGGGACAAGUGCCCCUGCUGUUCAACAGGAAGAAACACAGAGGGGAAAGUCAUUAAGCUACGCAGUCUCAAAGGCACGUGAUCCGCAGGUUGAGGUCAACUACAAGACUUCUUGAAGUCCAGGCUUCCUCUGUGAGCGCCAAGAUCCUGUGGCUUAAAUAAGCGGACAGUAUAUACAAUAUCGGGAUUGUGAACUACUGUUAGACCAGAAGUUCGGUUGAGUCAGUAUUAUCAAAAUGGCAAAUGCCACCGAUAGGGUUCAAAACUCUACUCCAGAAACAGAGGAGUUUUGUCACUGACCAUAUAUCCAGUUAUUAUAUGGUCUAUGAUGGAAAGACUUCAGUACAGUAUGAGGAGGGAACAUAGUAAAGAGUUUGCUGGAAACAAAUAAAAAUCAGAGAGUCGGAACUUGUUGCUCGUCUGAUUAGGUUGUAUUAACAUUUUUUUGUUGAGAGUUAGAUAAGAAGAAAGUUUCUACUUCCAAAUCCUUGCAUUCAGUUUGAGCUGCUGAGCAUAGCCAAGAUUUAAGGGUUAAAAACAGGGGCAAACAGCUUGCCUCGGUAAGACUUUAUAAUAACUAUCAAUUAUAACUAGUUAAUUGAUCAUUAGUAAACUGUUAAUUACUGAGUUAUUACUGACCUGUUAAGUGUUUUUAACAGUUUGUUAAGGAUUUAUAAUGAUGCCUUAUAAAUAGUUAAUAUAUCAUUAGUACACUGUUAUUUAAUGAGUUAUAAAUGACUUGUUAAUUGUAUGGUAAUGCUUUAUAAGGAUUCCUUAUAAAUUAGUAAUAGAUCAUGAACAAGCUUUAAGUAAAUUACUUACUAAACUUGUUGAGUAUCAGUUAAUAGUUUAAAUAUGUAAUUGGGACGUUAUUCUAAGGUUGCAACUAUUCCCCAUUUAUUAACUGUUAGUACAUGAGGAAUAGUUGCAACUUGUUCAUGGUCUAUUGCUAAUUUAUAAGGUAUUGUUAUAAAGCAAUAACAUACAGUAAACAAGUCAUUUAUAACUCAUUAAUUAACAGUUUACUAAUAAUCUGUAAAGUGGUUAUAACUGAUAGUUAUGAUUAAGUGUUACCCUUACCUCUUAUUUCUAUUCCUCAUUUAUUAACUGUUAGUAAAUGAGGAAUAGUUGCAGCUUUAUAGAAUAACAUCCCAAUAACACAUAUGAACUAUUAACUGAUACUUAACAAGUUAUUGGUAUGUAAUUUACUAAUAGCUUAUUCAUGUUCUAUGUCUAAUUUAUUAGGUAUAGUUAUAAAGCAUUAACAUACAGUUAACAAGUCAUUUAUAACUCAUUAACUAACAGUUUGUUAAUGAUAUAUUAACUAUCUAUAAGGCAUCAUUAUAAAUCCUUAAACUGUGAAUUAACAGUUAACAAGUCAUUAAUAACUCAUUAAUUAACAGUUUACUAAUGAUCUAUAAACUAGUUAUAACAGAUAUUUACUUUAAAGUGUUACACUAACCGGUUAUUUCCAUUUGCCUGUAUUUUUUUUACUGUUGUUAUCUCAUCAGAGCAUGGAAAAAUCAAUUCCAGGUUUCAAGGAGGUUCAUGUGGCAGGACUUUUUGUUGGCAGGGUGCAGUGACCUGCCCUGACUUUGAAAUACACGUUGAGCUAUUUUUCACAUUUAUAUUUUUCCUUGGGAGUUGAGAGGGUGAAUACCAGUCCAAGGACCAGCUGGUUGUUAGUAAGCAUGGCUUAGCACAGAGACUGGAACUGAGGGGAACAGUCCAAAAGUAACCCUACCCUCUUCAUCUUUUCUUUAUUACAUACAGUAUAAAAAAAGAAGCACAAAAGGGACAUUUGCUUGUUUGUAGGAGGUCUAGGUAUCAGGACUGUUUGUUGGCCAUUUGAAGUGAUCUGCCUUUCCUUAAAUCAUGUUUUUGAGACAUGUUUACAUUAAGAUUUACCCGCUUUUACACUGCAGUUAAGAAGAGUGACUAGUGGACAUGAUAAGUCCUGUUUUUUGCUUGGAGGUAGAUUUUGUUACCUCUGGAUGAGCCUGCCUAUUUGGUCCUUUAUGCUGAGCUAAACUAACAGGCUACUUAAUCCUGCUUUGAGUGAACUUACAGAUAACUUCUCAUACAAGAUUUCUCUGCAAAGAAAUGACUCAGCACACUUCUCCAAAAAAGUCCUGCCAUUCUUUUAAGCAGAUUACCAGAGAGGUGAAAGAGUCAGAGCUUAGACAUGACUUUCUGCCAUUUUGAAUAAUGGAGUGAAAUAGUGUUUUUUGGAAAAGGCUUGCAGCGUGUGAUCCCAGAGUCAAUUUGGUGUUGCUCUGGAAAAUGUCAUCGCUCAAACUUGAAGACAGUGAAGCCUUGUUCUCAUUUAUGUCUCAUAUGUGGGACAUCGUCAAAUCACCAGACUGAAAUGUCAGUGAGAUUUAAAGGCCUGGAGAGAUACACGUGUUAAAGUGAGGAAGAAAGAAAGAUGAGUCGCUCGUGUGUAUGUGAUUUGACGUAUGUGCGCUGUGUUUUUAAAUCCCAGAGCAAAUCUGCGCUUGUUGAUAGGCCAAUAUUCGGCAUGUAUUUAUAAUAAGGCACAACCCAAGGCUAAUCUCUUAAACACAUGUGCCCAAAUCAGCUCCUCAAGGCCGCUAACAAGCCUCCUGCAUUAACCAAUCCUGUUGAUUAGCACUCUAAUAAACAGUCUCACACCACUGGGACUAUCAGCAUGUGCUGCAGGGCCAACCCAAAUAACCUCGGUAAAUUCAAACAUAUGGAUCAUUAAAGAUUGGGGGUAUUGCCUGAUUUGAUUUACAGGUGGGAUUUCCUUGAAGGAGACUCAGUUUCUUUCUUUCAGUCUCCAGCAAACCAACUGGAAAGCCCCUGCUUUAAAGGAGAGCCUUCCCCUCUUCUCUAUUAUUCUCUGCUUUCUGUUCGUCUUUAUUUUCAAUCAAACCAGGUCGAUGUUAUUUUCAUAAAGGAUCAGGCUUAAUUCAAACUUCAUGAUAUGGGGGAGGGAGCUGGCCGUUUUGCAAGUUAAAGCUAACAUAUGCAACCUAUUUUAGAAAAGUCCCCCAAGUUUUGAAUACUUUAUACGGCCAUAUAACCUUGAUAGAAUUACUACACAAACAGAGACUGUAUUUCAUACAAUGUAGGUAUUUAAUCUCCUUACCAUGUGCAUGUUUAAUGUAUAAGGCUUUGCAUUGUGUGACGUUUAAAUGUGCUGUCACUUAUUUCUUUUUACAGAGAGAGUGUAAUAACUUCAUCCGGGUCCUCCAACCUUACAACCAGACACACCUCUACAUCUGUGGCACAGGAGCCUUCCACCCAAUCUGUUCUUUUCUGGAAAUGGGCAAGAGGGCGGAGGUAAUACAGUGGGUUCAUAAAUGUUGUUGUUUUUCUACAGGUUUAAUCGGUUAUAUAUGCAGAAGGUGGUUUAAAUCUCAACAGAGGUUUAAUUAACAAGCCAUGUAACCUGACACCUUAACUAACAAGAGUAGUCCAGUAGUUUGCACGGCAUCCACACUGCCUGCUCUUACAGCCACCCACUCGCACAUUUUUCUGCCAAGCACAGCAGUAGUCAUUCCCUUCAUUGAUUAUCCUCCCAUCAAUGUUUUCUUUUGUGUAAAGAAGCGGAAAAAAAGUUGUCACUACACAGCAAGGCGGAAAUUGAACAACCUCUCCCUCUACAUGAAAGUUUAAUCAGUCAUCCUGAGAAGGCCUACAGGUUAAUCAAUGGACCAGUGUGGGUUCUUCUUGUCCAACAAUGGGGAGAGGAUUGACUGUUUGCCUCAUGCAGGUUUCAGCAUAGAGGGCCCUGCAUGAGCUCACUGGAAGUGAAAGUUGUUUUUUUUUCAGUGAUUUAUUUAAAGAAACUAAGUGAGUUUUCUUUCUGUGUGGCUUUUCUUUGAAAUAUGAUCAAGUGACUUUGACUACUCACUCUCUUUUACCUAAUUAUUCACUAUUUUUCCAUUUCGUUGCAUAGAUACAGAUACUAUUAUUGGUCCAUGACCAAAGCAGAACAAGUCAGCCAUGUAAAAACAUUGUUUUAUUCUUAUGGGGCCAGACGUUUUCCUCCAUGUGCAGCGCUAUAAUGAGAAUUUGGUGUAAUUUGAAACAGGCUAUAAAUGUACCUCCAGCCAGGGUCAACUUGGCUGUCUCUGACCUCUCUCUGAACUCUGACCCUUCCCACCACAGGACAACAUCUUCCGACUGGCCUCGCAUUUCGAGAACGGUCGCGGGAAAAGCCCCUACGAUCCCAAAAUGCUCUCAGCCUCACUUCUGAUCGGUGAGUUUGAUCUCAGCGAUGACGCACGCACUUAGCCUAGAGCUGAUGGUUCGUUCCUAACUCAGCUCUUCUUCACUUACAGAUGGAGAACUGUACUCUGGCACAUCUGCUGACUUCAUGGGGAGGGACUUUGCUAUUUUCCGUACCCUGGGAGACCAUCAUCCAAUCAGAACAGAGCAGCAUGAUUCAAGAUGGCUGAAUGGUAAAAAUAAAAUAAGAAUAAAAAGUUUCUUAUUCGCACCAUGUCACUCUCAUAGGAAGGACUUUUCACUUUGUCAAUAAUACUAAAGUUUCUGGAUUCUUUCUGGGUGUUAGAAGUUGUAUUAAGUAUCUUACCGAAGCGUUGGGACCCUUUGUAAAAUGUUAAUGAAAAUUUGAUUUGAUGGUCUUGAAAAUCGUUUCAACUCUAUUCUCAAUUAUAGUUGGGCAAAAAAUACUGAAAGCCAACUGGUUUCUGGAGUCUUAAAAGUAGAAUGUUCCCCACUCCCGCUUGAUAAAAGGAUCUGAGCGGCCCAUGUUGUAUUUUUUAUUUCAAAUGUUUUCACAGGGGACAAAUCAGGACUCAGAACUGUUCAACUGCAGAGCCGCACUGUUGUAAUACGUGGCAGAGUUUGGCAGUGUCCUGCUGAAAUAUGUAAGGUGUUACCUGAAAAUGGCACUGUCUGGAUGGCAGCAUAUAUUACUCCAAACCUCUUAACAUAGUUCAGUAUUUAUGUAACCUCCCCAGAUACCUAUCUGCAUCCUUGUGCAUCCACAUCAAAUUUGGAUCUGUUGAACCACACAGCAGUUUUUCGCUUCUCUGUGGUGCAUCUUAAAUGGAUUUGUGCUGGCGUUUCUGGAUCGUGUUUAUAUAGUUUCCUCUUUGCAUAGAUCAACUUGCUUUUGCAUCUCUCUAUUCCUAUGCAGUGAUUUCAACUACAGAGUCCAAAAGAUCAAAGCUCGGAUCAAAGAUCAAAUCUAGUGUUGAUUUUUUGGCUUGUGCAGAAGUGUCUCCAGAUUCUCUAACUUUUUUGAUGAUAUAAUCUACUUAGCCUCCCUGGAGUGUCCCGUUUACACCCAGACUUGUGUUAAAUUCACCUCAUUACUAGAGAAAUGACCCUUCAGGAGUCUUUAGGCAUUACACAACACAUAUGGAACCUAUUUUACAAGACAUUACACAUAAACACAUUCUUUUCAGUGUUUUGUUGUCUCUGUUGUCCCAGAAUUACUCUGAAGUAUGUUACUGGCACCAAAAUUCAAAUGAGCCUGUAUUUCUCAGUAAACAUUUUAAAUGAAUUUGCACUAUUUUUAUUCAAGUAUGGGAUUCAAAUGAUUUGCAGUCCGUUUAAAUCUGAUUUGGGGCAUUGGGUAUUUUCAGGUUUUUUUCUUUUAUCAUUUUUUAUUCAAAUCUGUGGCGUUUCUGUGUUUUUUUUUCAGUGGAAAGUUGCAUCUAUAGUAAACAGUGAAAGUAUAAAGUGUUCAGACUGCAAAAGCCAGAUAACAUACAUUUCCAAACCUCCAAACUUCAUGUAAAAUUAGAUUCUAUGGCCUACAUUAACCUCAGCUUUCCAGCACAAUAGAGAAGGUAAACUCUUGUCAUUGUUGCGUUUGGAGGAAACGAUAACAGCCACUGAAGCAUUUAAUUCUCCCACAAGCUUCAAGUCUCUACUUAUUCCCAUUCAGACAUCAGAUAUCACAGCCCAUUCAUAAACUCACUGGAUUUGCCUGUGCGAGUAAGAUUAGCGCGCCAGUGCCAGUUAUUGACCGUUCCGUCUGUCUGGCUAUCUGUCGGCACCGCGGAGGACUCAGGGAGCCACAAAAGGUCGGUUUGAACCUUUCCCUCGAGCUGUGCCAUCCCUUUUCCCCCCUCUUUCCCACAGAACUAAUCCGCUCUCAGCUGUUUUCCUGUAGUGGAGUCAGAUUUCUCCCACUUCCCUUCUUCCCAAGCACCAUCAAAAUUCGCAAACAAAGUCCUCUGUGGCGCUGAUUACUGUGACAUAUUAAUAAAGAGCGAUUUAAAAAGGAGGAGUCAUUGUUAGCGCGCUAAUCCCCAUCGAUCUUUCACCUUGUUCAAACAAAUGCACCGGGGAUUGUAUCCAUCGGGGCCCCGCAAAAUCCAGCUCCUUCACCACAAAGAAGGGAUUGUAAUUGCUUGGAUUACGGGGAUGGGGGAUAUUCUAUUGGGGCUUUAUCAACAAGGUUACAUGGCACUCAGAGAGAAACUUGGAAAUGAAUCCUUAAUAGCAGUCGCUUUGAAAGGAUUUAGGGUUAAAUGGUGGCUUUGGGUUUUCUGGGCUCCAAUUCUUGCUAUUUAUUUGCAGAUCUUCACUCUUUAAUGCCCUCUCAGCUGAAAGUGUUCUUGGAUUAAAUCUCUCCUAAGUAAAUUGUCCUUUUGUUGGGAAUUAAAGAAAAUGAAUUCUCCAGACUCGGUUAUAUGUGACACCAGCAGAAGCCUGCAGCUAUCCCGUUACAUUUACAAAUGUGUGAAUUUAAGCACUGUUAAGGUAUUGGGACAAACAUGAUUUGUACCAGAGGUCCCGGACUUGUAAAGCGCUUAUAAAUCUGCUCCCCACUUAGGCCACACUCAUCUUUUCACAGCUACUCUAUACCCUUAACGUCCAUGGAGGCGUAACAUGGCACUGCUUGUUUCUCUCCAGCUAACUCCCCGAGCUCUUUAGACCCAGGCUCAUUUUACACGUGAUGACGCCUCAGUGACCGUGGCCACUUUUCCUCGGUCCCCGUUCCCCCUUCAAGUCCAGAUACAGUAUAUCCCAAAGCCUUAGGCCUCGACUCGCCCCGUCUGACUUUGACUUCCUCCUGCGCUUAAAGUCUAGAUACAUUUAUUCAAGUGUUACCCCAGACAAUCAGAGCCAUGUGUGUUUGUGAGGAUGUGGUCUAAAGAUGGGGGUUAUGGGGGAUUUGGACUUGGAGUGCUCACUUUGGGUAGAGUCAGAUACUGUGACACAAGGGUGUAAAGUGAAUGGCUGUUAUUACUGAGCCGUGACUGGAGAGUAUCACAGGGGAUUGGUUUCGGAGGUGUAAAGUCGGGUGAGAGGAUGGUCGUCAGGGCAGGAGCUCGAGCUUGCAAGAUUUAUUUUUUAUGGAAAUAAACAUCGAAAUGUAAACUCAUCAGUGUGCAUGUUGUUUUCUGCUUUGUUUGUGUUUUUUUCCCUAGACCCCAGGUUUGUAGGGAUAAGCUUGAUCCCAGAAAGCGACAACCCCGAAGACGACAAGCUCUUCCUGUUUUUCAAGGAGAACGCCAUGGAUGGAGAGCACACUGGCAAGGCCACCAUCGCCCGGAUAGGACAACUGUGUAAGGUAACAACACACAAAACAAACAAAAAUAAUGGCACAGUUUUGUUUUUCUGACGUUUAAAGGUCCUUACACACCGGAACGACGCAAAUAUACGAAAUUACAAAAUAUUCAGAGGCUAAUUCCGACGCGCCUGACUAUACACAUCAGGCGCAAUGCGAUUUUGUGACUUUCCGACUGACACAGACUGACACAACAGCAGACUGACUGUUUUUCAGUUCUCAUUAGACACUAGUGUUGAGAUGUCUGUCUGUCAUGAUAGCAUGUACUGAGUUGGGGCCAGUACCAGAUAAGCACAUUAAACUGUAAUCCAUAAACGUAAGGGAACACCUGAGACCUAAUGGUGCUGUGACAGCAAUGUGAUUGAGUUUGAGACAGUGAAAAUACAUAUGGUAUGUUGUAUCUGAACAGGUUAGCUUACGAGCUCAAGUUACUAAGCACAGAUGAAAGUUAAAACAAAGACGUUUAGCAAACUGUUAAAGCACACAAACCAUCGUCACAUCGACACUAUGACUCUCCACAAGUUGUCUUUCAGGUCGUUAUCUUUCUAAUAAUUGUGUUUUUAUAAAAAAAAAUCAAUCUGUUCUUUGACACAUAAACAAUCAGGCGGUCGGCCAUGUUGGAUAUACCGGUGAAUCUGACGUCGCAACAACACGAAAUCUGAUUGGUCAGAAGUGGACAAACAGUGUGCGAAACUUUAAAAUAACUUAAAAAGGCAACAGGAGGAGAUUUUUUAAUCUGUUAAUUCCACAAGAUAUGAUAGUGGUAAACCUUCUAUAUAAUAAUAUAAGGGUUCCCACUUUGUCCACAGGGGGCGCCAAAGUCAACACGGACAGAAAGUUCCUCAUAGAAGAUUUAAAAAAUGUUCAAAACAACAAAUAAUGCUAAAAUAUUCUCAUGUCUUUCUGAUCAUUUAUCACGAUGAGGUAUAUUAUGCAUCCCUAAGAUUAACUACAUGCUUGAUGUCACAGCUGCAGUUACAUUGAGUUGUUUGUGUGUUAAUAAUACAGAACGACAUGGGAGGUCAUAGGAGUCUGGUGAACAAGUGGACCACUUUCCUCAAGGCCCGCCUGAUGUGCUCAGUACCUGGGGUCAACGGCAUAGAUACACACUUUGACGAGCUGCGUAAGUGUUGUAUUUAAUCUUGUGUGGGAAGAAACCUUGUCAUAACUCAUUCAAACACUUUGUAAAACCUCGCCUUCACCUGCUCUUGUGUUGUAUUUUCAGAGGAUGUAUUUCUCAUGAGCUCCAAGGACCCGAAGAAUCCAGUUAUCUACGCAGUAUUCACCACAUCCAGGUACUGAUCAGUCCGCAUCCUUUCAUGAAAACCCCCCAAAAAUGUGCUCUCACAUUCUUAAAUAGCUUGACAGACGCUGGUUGUAUUAUAUUUGUUCUGUGGAUUUAUGGCCAGGAGAUCAGAGCAGCCAUCCUGGACAAGUUAUUUCCUCUGUAUUUGAAAAACACACACGCUUCAUAUUUCCUUUCAAGAUCCCUUCCCUUUCACAUCCCUUACUUACUCCCUUUAUCUGUAAUUUCCUUAACGUUUAAGAGGCAUUGCAGGAUGCGAGCAGCUAAGCGUGGCCCUGUCAAAUUCCCAGACAGCGCUCCCCGUCCCGUAAUCCACUUACAGGUGUCUUACGGCUGCUUUCCCCCCCUGCCGACAUCUCCCAGAUUGAAGAUUGCUUUUCAGCCGAUUCUGCUGUUUUCCCCACUACCUGUCCCCCCCUCUCCACUUUUUUAUUUUUUCCAUUGAAACCUUGGAAGAGGAUUGCGUGGAAAUCAGAUUAUGGAGCAGGAGGGAGCAGGAGAAACACGAUAUUCACUCAGCAGGAACGCUUGUCUCUCCCGCUGGCCGCCGCCCCAGCCUUGAAUGGGGCUUUUUUUUAUUUUCCCAGAGGGCGGGUGUGGCUCUAUUGAAGCAUGUGAGAGGUGAAGGCAUGGUUGAAAUGGCACAGAUGGUGGCACUUAUCAUGAUGAUGAUGAUGAAUAUGCAUUUAAGGAAGGAGGAGGGGGGUGUUUUCUGUCCAGUUGUGGCUCGGAAACACUUUGAAAGGAGGACAAACACUUCACAAUCAAUCACCGCUGAUGAUAAGACCGCCUGAAUAGAAGAGCGACGCGAGCUGAGGGUGCAUUCAAAGCAAGGGGUUGCGGCGUGGAGGUGGGCGCACACCUACGCACUCACAUGUGCCCAGACUGACACACAAACACACAUGCAGGCUGCAAAAUUCAAUUACAGGGCAUUGAGGAAUUAGAGAGCUUUAAUUGGUUUUCUAAGUGGCCGGUUUUUAGAGAUGAAUAGAGCAGAUUUGCUGAGGGACCGGCUUUUAAUAUCACUGCCUAAUGAGGCACAAAGACGCUGGUACUGACAGAUCAAUGCAGGAUUGUGCCCCUGUUUGUGUGUCCAAGCAUUCCUAUGGGGGGUGACAGAAUUUGAGCGUCCGUCCUCUAUCUGCGCAAACACAUGUUCGCCCUCCUUCUCUUGCUCAGAUAUCGGAGCGUCUUCCUUCUCUCGCCCCUGGAGUUAAUUGAAUUUCUCUGUAAUUAACAUUUUCAAAUGCUAAUCCAUUCAUCUUCCGCGCUUUGGUGGGUACUGCCGGCUGUGUGCGUGCCCACCACAUCACUAAUUAGCCCGAUACAACUUCCCAUUGCAGUUCGCAAGACACAAAGGGCGGCCCGAAUCUUACUGAAGCGUUCGGUUCCUGCAAACGCAAGAGAUUUUCUGUCCAAAUUAAAAGCUGUCAUCUGUGGAAAGUGACAAAAGCUGAUGAAAAGAUGAUUUUUCUAACAAAUUGCUCACAAGUGUAUAAUUACAGCGCAUAAAGUAAAUACUCUGUAUAGAGGCUCUUAAAGUUACUGCAGCAGCCAGGUUACUUUCAGGUUGUAUAUAUUUGAAGAUUCCAGCGAAAAGUCCCAAUGUCUCCACUUUCAUGAGUCACAGCUCCAAUCCCUGUUCUCUGGAUGACCCAGGAUCCAGCCUGAAUUUAGAUAUAAUCCACAUUGUUUCCCCUUUUUUCCACAAAUCGAUCGCCCUUCCCUACUUUGGAGCUUGUUUGGCUAAAAAAAAAAAAACACACCCAUCUGGCUCCAGCAAAUGCUCGCAAAAUAUUGCAGGGGAUUUCAAAAAUGCUUCAGGUCCAGGUCUCCUGGUUUGUUGGUGGCGUGCCCACAUUCCUGUCUGUUCUCAAGAGGCUGGAAGCAAUCACAGCGAAGUUCCAAUCUGUCAGUCCUGUACUUAGGUAAUGACAGCCCUGCUCCCCUCUGUCUUUGUGCGAUGAAGGGUCAUUUUGUUGUCUUUCUUCAGUAUUUCACAGGCUCUUAAUCCCCGUCUUCUGACUGAUCGUUUAUGAAUCCUCUCUGUUUUUCUUUGUCGUCUUAUUUCACCGCUCUCUCUCUCUCCCCCUAUCCUUGAAAUCUCUUCUCUUUUUUCAUCUCUCACUUCCUCUCUUUGUGUUUUUUUUUCUCCACAGUAACAUCUUUAAAGGCUCAGCAGUGUGUAUGUACAACAUGGCUGAUAUCAGGAGGGUUUUCCUGGGUCCCUACGCCCACAGAGAUGGACCCAACUACCAGUGGGUGCCUUUCCAAGGGAGGGUGCCCUACCCUCGCCCUGGAACUGUGAGUCAAACACAGAAAACUUUAUAUAAAAACAAGGAAGAUGAACUUUACACUCUCAACACUUAUGUAUCCUGAUCUGAUUCUCAGUGUCCGAGUAAGACUUUCGGAGGGUUCGACUCCACCAAAGACCUCCCCGAUGAUGUCAUCACCUUCGCCAGGGGUCACCCGGCGAUGUUUAACCCAGUGCACCCAAUAGGUGGGCGUCCCAUCAUGGUGAGGACAGACGUGGACUACCAGUUCUCCCAGUUGGUGGUGGACAGGGUGGAGGCAGAGGACGGCCAGUAUGACGUCAUGUUCAUCGGGACAGGUACACAACUCCACAUUUCAACUCUGUCAUCAGCUUUUUAUCCUCAUCAACAUCAAUUCUGAACGAAUCAAAUGCUGCGUUCGAGUUACCUCGGAAGUCAGAUGUCUGAGCUGGGAAUGACGUCACACCAGAGUUACCAGCGUUUCAGUUACCAAGUUGGAAGAAAGCAAAAUCGGAGGUGGAAACAAGAUGGCUACAUCUACAAAAGUUAUUGUAGCGCUUGCCUUGUCCAAAUAUAAGACAAGACUAACAAUGCACUAACAGUACAUUUGAAGAAAUACUCAGAAAAGCAAUUUUACAUUUAGUUUUCUCAUGAUAUGUCCUGUAGCAUCAGAAAAAUGUCAUUUGAACAUAUGAAACAAACAAGAAAAACAUGUUUUUUCAUCAGAGUGGGUCUUUAAAGGCUUGUAGUUGGCACAACUCAACACCCUUCAGCCUCUUUCUCCCCACACUCCUGAACGAGUGUGUCAUCUCGAAGCUUUGCAGGAUGGAUCCGCCUAAAGAAAGACAUAGAAUUUGGCAAAUUCAUCUUUUUUGCAUGGUUUUACAAACUCAGUGUUUGAGCUUUGUUCUCAAAGUCUUCUUAGUUUUAAUGCAUAAACAACUUUGAUUUGUGCGCCUCAUCACCUCCCCUCUCAUACACCCUGCAGCUCGGCCCACCCUACCUCCCACUGUUCCUCUUUUCUGUAUUUGUCUGAUCUUUUGACAAUAUUCAUCAGCAGCAGCAGCAGGUUUUGCAAAGAUGCCCAAACAGCACGGCUCACACUUUGUAAUGUUCCACUUGAUAUUACAUCAUUGCAGCUGGUGAUCCAUGUGUGCGUGAGGCUUUUUAAACACGUAGCGAUUUGCAACGAUCCAAAAGUAAGAUAGAACACAAUAACUUUUAUAAGAGCGGUAUGAGAGGGUUCAUCUAUGUUAUCACCUGCUGAGCAUAUGUCAGACACUGCAGGUUAUCAGAUGUGAGGAGCAGAAGGGGAAGAUGAAUCGUCUAGAUCAUAGAUUGCAGAUGUUGAUCUCUCCCAGAUCAAAAGAAGAAAACUGUAAAAUGGACAGGGUUUUACCUGGGCGGCUCUAUGCGUGAGAAAUAUCUGAGUAUCUGAUUUCUUUCAGACAUGGGCACGGUGCUGAAGGUGGUGAUGAUCCCCAGAGAGAGCUGGCACGACCUGGAGGAGGUGGUGCUGGAGGAGAUGACUGUCUUUAGGGUAAGACGUCAAAACUGAUGUGUCAACAGCUCCUUCUGCAGCUUUAAUGCCUUUUAUAAAAACACAUGACUUCAGCCGUGGUAUUAAAACAGCUGCUCUGUAUUUGUUUUGUGCAGGAGCCGACUCCCAUCACCGCUAUGGAGCUGUCCACCAAGCAGGUAAAAACUCGCCUGCAUACAUAAUAAUUCUCUAAAAUAGCUGCUGACAGGGCUACAUCACAAAAAACGAGAACUCCCGGGCCCUUGAGUCAACACAAAUAUCCAAAAACAAAGAUAUGUAAUUGCCUACAGAGGACCAAACCCACAAGAAAACUCUCUUUAAUGAGAGUCUUUCCAGCAGAGCCACGCAGGAACAUUAAAUUUUUACAUCCUUUCUCUUUUCUUUCGCUCCCACAGCAACAGCUGUACCUUGGCUCGGCUCUGGGCGUAUCGCAGAUGUCUCUGCAUCGGUGUGAGGUGUAUGGGAAAGCUUGCGCCGAGUGCUGCCUGGCCAGAGACCCUUACUGUGCGUGGGACGGCACCGAGUGCUCCAGAUACUUUCCAACCGCCAAGAGGUAGGAGCACAAACCAGAGAGAUCUCUGACCUUUGUUUAUCCUGGGGGGAUUUUCCAAGACUGCACACGUCUCCUCAGCAGCAUUCUCCUCUUACACCUGGGAGUUAGCAGUGCACCUGCAGUUGCAACUGGAUUUCACAGCCUUGUUUCUCUAACUUCAGACCUCCACUAGCCCAUUAGAGAAGGCUGUGAAGGUGCAAAACACACACGAGGAGCACACGGUGCAUGCCAACACAUCUAAACAUGGAAGUAAUCUAGAGUGGGAUUAUUACAAAAACACCAAACACGCUCAUUAAAAACGCUCACACGGGCUGAGUGUGCAAUCCAAGAGCUACAAACCAGCAACCUGGGCUCGAACCUCCGCCAGCAACAGUUGUUCUGAGUUGUGAUCUGUGACCAAACUGCCAAGAUGCACACACUCAUAAAGACGCACACGUGAAUAUACAUCUCCACAUGAACACACACACUAAAUUACAGCCAACAGGAGCCGUCUGACCGCUUCACCCCGCAGCCAGGAGGUAUGAACAUACACACCCUCAAAUUACCCUCUUCUGGAUCCAGUGGGAUUAAGCUGACCACCGCAGCCUUCACACACACAGACACACACAUAUACACACAUCCCAUUCAUCCAGAACUUCUCACACCAGCAGAAGUAGGCCAGUGGGUUUUUACUCCUGCUUGGCGGGGUUACAGAGAAGGUGGCACGCCCCGUGGUUAAGGCCGGCUCUCCUUCACUCUGCAAAUAUUUUUCCUACCGGAGUGAGAGGCAGACAGCCGGCCGUGCACGUGCUCAGACGGCCAAAAGAGACAGGAAUGCUGGCAGGAUGGGAGACAGAGAGACGAGCAUCAAAAUCUGUUUGAAACAAGACAGGGGCGACUUCAACCUCAAACAAGAUUUCACAAACUCAAUAUUCUAUCCGUGUUUGCUUUUCCUCUCCCUGCUUCAUCCUCUCACCUUUGGCUCACCUCUGCUCUGAUUUUCCUGCACUCAUCAGCGACUUUGAUAAUGCGACAUGGCAGGGGGACACUUUCACAGUAAAACCCUGCGAUGAAACACCUCUCCAUCGAUCUGAAAAAAGCCGAAAAACGGCACACUUCAACAUCCAGAGGACAAAGAAUGAGGCUGUUUUACAAGGUGUUUCAAGGGUGAAACAAUACAGUACAUGUUUCAUUAUCACGGCUCAUCAGAAGGCGAUGAAGCGAGCUGUUUCAUUGCUCCGCAGGUUUAUGUUUCUUACAAUCUGCCAGGGUUUUUUUUCUCUUGUUAAACAGUGGAGUGAAGGUUGAAUAAAUAUACGCUUUCUAGGUCUGAAAUGUCAGUGAAGCUGUCUGUGAAUUAGUAUAAGGCAACAUUGCCCCCUAGUGGUUGGAUAUAAACAGUACAGGGAACUAAACUGUAACUUUCAUGUGUUUUUCCCCCCACAGGCGAACCAGACGACAGGACAUCAGAAAUGGAGACCCUCUCUCCCAGUGCUCAGACCUUCAGCAUCAUGGUACCUCUAAAGACUAAACUCACACACCUACGUUUCUUCUUGUCUUCUUGGCCCCACUGCUCACUCUCCCUCUUGUUUUGGUUUUGAGUAGAAGACAUGGACGGUUUAGGCGGCGGCAGCGUGGAGGACAGGAGCGUGUACGGCGUGGAGAACAGCAGCAUGUUCCUGGAGUGCAGCCCCAAGUCUCAGAGAGCACUGAUUUACUGGCAGCUGCAGAAGCCCAACGACGACCGCAGGCAUGAGGUGAGUGGAGUUCUCUUGGUGGAUGUAUUUUACUCCCUGAAAUCCUGCAGUUUGCGGGGAAGUAUUCAUACUGUGUGGAAGUACACAAUGCUGAAAGUGCAGAAAAAAGUUAAUGUAAAGUAUGAAUGAAGAAGCUGUUGAUGCUUCUUAAUUUUUGAUGUCGUUCUCUUUCUUUUCCAGAUCAAGCUGGAUGACCGGAUUCUUCGUACAGAUCAGGGUCUUCUCAUCCGGAGUCUGACUCAGUCUGACACUGGCAUCUACCACUGCCAGGCCGUCGAGCACGGCUUCAUCCAGCCUCUGCUGCGUCUCAACCUUCAGGUCAUCCCCUCCCAAAAGCUGGGAGACAUCCUACCUGGACUUCCUGGAGCAGGAGGCGGGGUCGGCCACACAGCCAAGCACCGUCUGUGGUAUCGAGACUUCCUGUCCCUCCUGGACCACCCAGACCUCAACAGUGUGGAGGAGUUCUGCGAUCGAGUUUGGAAGAAGGAGCGCAAGCAGAAGAAGAUGAAGCCGCCUAAUGGUAACGGUCAGGGUAAAGCUGAAAACAACGGCGGGUCAAAUGCUGCUUUACGGCCUAAAGCGUUGGCUCCAAAUACCCAGAAGCAGCAACUAAGUCCCCCACAGAGCAAACCGUGGCUCCAGGCUGGAGGUCCAGCAGUGGAAGAGCCAACACGGAGCCAGAACGCCCAGAAAGCUCAACCAAACCUGGGUAUGCUGAGCAGCCAGACGCCCAAGAACAACCAGAAGACACAAAACGGCCAAAAGGGGCAGACCGGCGCCGCAGGCCCUCAAGGAAGCGCAGGCGGGGCUAGAGCGAGCAGCCAGCACGCAGCUAAGUGGAGACGGAUGCAGGAAAACAAGAAGGGACGCAACAGGAGGACCCACGAGCUCCAAAGACCCCCGCGAAGCGUUUGAGGAAAAGCACAAAGAUGCACAUGUACACACAAGCACAAAUCAACUCAUCCAUGCAUACACACACAAGCACACUCUGUAGUUUGUGUUACAGCAGAACAACAAAUCAGUAAAUGCAACACUCAAAUGUAGAAAUCUGUGAACUCACGUAGGAACAAUUGGAAAAGUCAAACACAGACAGACAUAACCUGUGAAGAUCAUGCAAACUGGAACACACGCUGUAAAUGUGUGAGGAUGUAGCUGGUUGCCUGGGAUACUGACUAGCAGACACUUCAACCUCCUGUACAUAAGCUACUAAAAUAAGACUGGAUCUACAGUGUUUAGUGAGGUGUUUGUUGGUGAGCAGACAGACUUGAGACGCUGAAAGGACAGUUGAUAGACACGCAGACGUUUAUAGGAGCAGGACCUGCUGACCUGAGCAUGUAAACUGCAAGAAAGUGUUCCUGGAAUGGAUUAAAAAAAAAAAAAAACUCUUAUUUUGAAGGAGAAAAGACUUUCAAUUCAAGAGAGACAACAGCACCCGGAAUCAAGAGAAGGGUCGGGUCGCUAUUCACCAUGUCAAAACAAAGAGAAGCAUUAUAACAUGCAGAAUCUGCAGAGGACGCUCUGCACCGAGAGCAUCGUGCAUGUUGUCGUCAGUCAAUGUUUUAAUAAGCUAGUUAUUUUAUCGAAUUCUAGAGGCUUUUUUUACACCCUACCUUUAAAAAGAAUUAAAAACCUUACACUUUUAUUUUAUAUUUACUUUCCUUUCCAGACACGUGCUUCUGUUUCGGGGGCAAAAAAGUACAAGCAUCACAGUAGUCUCGUUGUGCAUUAUCCCUUCUGCUCUCCAGGAUUCUGUGUAAGUUAUUUUGUUGUUGCCUAUUCUGGGAUUUAUUGAGUCUGGACAAGAGUUCCAGUCGUCGGCUAUGCUAAAACGCCAGUCUGAAAGAGACUGACACUUGUUUUGUGUACAUAUAUACAACAAACUUAACUCUCUGUGUAUAUACAGUACAUAUACAGUACAAGGACACCACUUGAUUAUUAUUUAUUGCUCAUUGUUUUGUGAAAGGGUUGCAUUUAUUUUUGAUAUUAUGGUAUUUUUGGCUCAUCAAUAUAUUGGAGAAACAACGGCAACAGCAACUGGGAAGAUUUUGUUGGACCAAGCGGCUGAAUUUACACCGAGGGAUCCCUUUUUGGGGAUAAAAGGUUUGACAACAAGUACAGGGGUUUGAGUCACUAACUGAAUCCCGAUAAUGAUAAGCACAAUUUUGUCUCAUAACAUCCUUUUCUUCGUGUUUUCCUUUCUCCCAAAUCCAUCUGACAUGUCUUUGUUCCUUCAGUAGCCGUUAUGUGUAAAAUAAUCCCCCAGACUGAAAACAUUAGCUGUGAAUCUCUGUUAGAAAUAGUGGAGAAAAUGUAGUCUGAAGGAGAAGACACGUUAUACUGCAUGUGAAUGCUACCUACAGUAAGUGCAUCUUUUUUUAUCGUCUCUUUACGUGUUUUGUGUGAGAGGUAAAGUUCCCUUAAAACAAGGUGUGAUUACUUCUGUCCUUUUCUCAAAACAGUGAUAAUAACAACUCCUAAUACUCUGGCCAAAGCUGUUAAGAUCCGAACUCCUCAAUGUUCACUCAACAAUGGUACCCCCCUGUCUCCCUGUGCCCUCUUAAUACAAGAGUAAUGUGUCAAUGCAAUAACAUAGAGCAGAUAGUGUCCUCUACCAAAUCUCCAAAGUUUGGUGUAUUCUGAUUCGCGUCCCUCCCUCAGAGUUAGAAAAGUGAGAGGGCUGAAAGUUACAGCUGCUGUAACACAGUUCUUUCUGGCAUGCAUUCGGUUGUCUAAAUAAACAUCUCCGUUACAAAAAAAAA